GGUUACGGGUGGGGAGCUCUUUGAGGAUAUUGUUGCCAGAGAAUACUACAGUGAAGCAGAUGCCAGCCACUGUAUUCAUCAGAUACUGGAGAGUGUGAAUCACAUUCACCAGCAUGAUAUCGUGCACAGGGACUUGAAGCCUGAGAAUUUACUACUGGCAAGUAAAUGUAAGGGUGCUGCUGUCAAACUGGCUGACUUCGGACUGGCUAUAGAAGUCCAGGGAGAGCAGCAGGCCUGGUUUGGGUUUGCUGGCACUCCGGGCUACCUCUCCCCUGAAGUCUUAAGAAAAGAUCCUUAUGGAAAACCAGUGGAUAUAUGGGCAUGUGGAGUGAUUCUGUACAUAUUACUAGUGGGGUACCCUCCCUUUUGGGAUGAAGAUCAGCACAAACUCUAUCAGCAGAUCAAAGCCGGAGCCUAUGACUUCCCAUCACCUGAGUGGGACACUGUGACUCCCGAAGCAAAGAAUUUGAUCAACCAGAUGCUGACAAUAAACCCAGCAAAGCGCAUCACAGCUGACCAGGCUCUCAAACAUCCAUGGGUCUGCCAACGAUCCACUGUCGCUUCGAUGAUGCACAGGCAGGAGACUGUGGAAUGCUUGAGAAAGUUCAAUGCUAGAAGGAAGCUAAAGGGUGCAAUCCUCACGACGAUGCUUGUGUCUCGGAACUUUUCAGCUGCACUGCCAAAUUUGAACAAGAAGUCAGACGGAGUGAAGAAAAGGAAGUCGAGCUCCAGUGUGCAUUUGAUGCCACAGAGCAACAACAAAACCAGUAUAGUAAGCACUGCAAAAGAAACACCCCCAGUGCAGACGUCCAUGGAGCCUCAAACUACUGUUGUCCAUAAUGCUACAGAUGGCAUAAAGGGUUCCACAGAGAGCUGUAACACCACGACUGAAGACGAGGAUCUGAAAGCUACACAGUCUUGUGAAGAGAAGCUUCUUGCCUGGGACAGCCCAGGGCAGACAUUGGAGUUAGAGCGUGCUCAGUCGGAGCCUUUGCUAACUCCAGUAGUUCCCUUUGUACUUAACCGCGCACCGU
This is a messenger RNA of Eurypyga helias (sunbittern), 1034 nucleotides long. Its product is annotated as calcium/calmodulin-dependent protein kinase type II subunit gamma-like. The record is from RefSeq and is a predicted model, not a curated record. The annotation marks the transcript as partial. Lineage: Eukaryota; Metazoa; Chordata; Aves; Eurypygiformes; Eurypygidae. Gene Ontology annotation, biological process: protein phosphorylation. Gene Ontology annotation, cellular component: neuron projection; cytoplasm. Gene Ontology annotation, molecular function: calcium/calmodulin-dependent protein kinase activity; ATP binding; calmodulin binding. The transcript is spliced from 15 exons.